Wyeomyia smithii (pitcher-plant mosquito) is the source of this 5007-nucleotide messenger RNA. Its product is annotated as mucin-5AC-like. Lineage: Eukaryota; Metazoa; Arthropoda; Insecta; Diptera; Culicidae. Bases 466 to 4620 code for a protein of 1384 amino acids. The transcript is spliced from 3 exons. The record is from RefSeq and is a predicted model, not a curated record.
AUUGUUUUCAGUUGAUGAAAAACGCUCGCUCGGAACGGUUUGCAAUCGCGGAGACCUCUCCGGUAGUCGUUACUAAUUUAGUUGUCUAAUAUAUGCGCGCAGCGAAGGAAAAACGGAUCAGUCGCGGGGCCGAGAUGAACCGCGGAAAGUGAAAAGUGUACUGCUGCAGGGCAGAAGACCACAAGUUAAAAUUAGUGAAAGAACCACACUGCGACACAAAAUGAUCAAGUGAAGAACGCGUUUUAUGUUUGUGCCUCAGUGAACAGAGAAUAAGGUGUUGUUUUUAGCUGUAAGAAACAGACCCCGCUUAAAUGUUUUGUGAUUUACUGGAUUUUAUUUGUCCGCCGACCACGAAGCAGUUGUCAGCAAAGUCCGAGAAAGAUUCGCAACCGCAGCGAGAACAGGAGAACGCCGAGGCGAUCCGCGACCAAAUCCAUCACUGUCAGCAGCCAAUCACGAACCGUCAUGGAUUACAUCGGAUAUACAAUGAACAUUUGUUUAAUUCUUUUCAUGAUUUCCGUCACCGGCAGCCACUGCCAGUACUACAGCAACCGUGAUAUCAUUCUGACACCACACCAGCUUAAAACCUACCCGGGCAAGAUUUUGUACUACCGACCCACCGAGUUUGCCACCGGUCCGGGGGUCCUGGACAAUGUCGUUCCUGCACAGCAGGGAGGAGCCAUCAGUACGACGGCGGUACCCUGGGAGGAGGUACUGAAGGAAACGGUUUUCCUAGCACUGAACGAUAAUAAAACUAGUGCCCAGUCAACCGAUGGGAAUAGCAUGACCACCAAUCAGCCACUGUAUAUUACGCGGCAGCAGAAGGCCAUCUAUGCGGCACCGUAUAUCGGUAUGGUGGACUUGAGUGUGCCCCGCUUCGGCGAUAUUGUGGAGUUGGCCCAUGGGCGGUUGGAAAAGGAGAACGAUGAUGCGUACUACUUUGUCCAAGAUGAUUCCGCUAAUCCGCACGCGAAUGGGCGCAAUGUGAGUGCCUACUGGAAGGUGGAACGCAUACGACAUCGGGACGAACAGCGUGGCCAUCGGUACGAAUUGAAGUUUACCGUUGCACCCAUCAAGGAUUACUUGCUCGACGAGAAUGCCAUCGUAAACAGAAGUUUCGUUGUUCGUGAUGAGGAUUAUCCGCGUUAUUUCGGAUUUGUGUCCCCGAAUUCGAUUCCGAUGACGAAGAAGAGCGAUCAGUUUAUGGAUCGAGCUGUGUUUGAUCCGGUCAUGCCGUAUCAUCCGGCAUACAGCAACAGAUUAUACCGUCCAACGCAGGCCACAAUGACCCUUGGCGAGUAUCUGAUUCAGUCGCUUUUCUCCAGUGGUGACAAUGCACCGAAGCUAAGUAAAUUCGCCCAAAAAUCGUUCCGUUCGUUCAACAGAGUUAAGUUCCCGGACAGUGCCGUCUUCGACAGCCGAACAUCUCCCAAGUAUUAUCACCACAUCCACUUCCAGAGACCGUCGAUUGCUCCCCUAGCGCCGACUCUUCCACCGAGUCCACCGUUGAUCAAGGACCUUCACAUCCCAGCUUCAAGUAAUAUCCAACAAGAUCAAGCACAACUGGUAGAUUUCCGAGGAACUACCGAAAGUCUGGAUAUUAAACAAAGCACUGAAAGCAAUUUUGUAACCAAACCGCCCGUCCAGCAACCUCAAGUGAUAAUGCAAAAUGCAAGAUAUCCUUCGCCCAUGCUGGCUAUACAACCGUACGCUCAUCAUCACCAUUUACAACAACCUAUUGCUCAACAGACUCAGCAACAACAGCAGCAGUUUCUACCACAACAACAGCAACCACAACAACAACCAUUGAUAGCACAACCAUUCCCACCAAACAUGAACACGAACGCCAAUUUCAAUCAAUUGCAAAAUAAUCCCCCUCCCGCACUGCAACCACUCCCACCGAAUCUAGUUCAAUCGAUCCCAAUCUACAACCCUCAGAGUGGAGUCAUGCUAAACCAUAUUCCCAUCUCCCCGAACCACAUGAUCCAAAUGCCACAAGCUCCAAUCGCAAUCCCAGUGCACGUCCAGUUACUGCCACAGCAAGGACAAGUUUAUACCCCUCAACAAGACGGACAGCACGCCGUUCCCAUUCGCAUCAUGCAACCGGCUCCCGUUCAGAUCUACUCGCCAGUCAAUCCUUUCCUUGCUCCUCAGCACUACCCUGCCUUCAUGGUGCCCAGAUAUCACAACCAGACAACGCACUUCCCGCACCACACGCCCAACAGUAUUCCGACAACACUGAAAUACAGCACACCUAACGUGGCCUACCAGCCUUAUAAGUACACUCCUCAGCCAUCCACUAGUCCAGUCGGUAGCCCAACCGCCGCCCAGCAUCGCUAUUCACCACAGCCAACGGUUCAAUCCUCAACGGUUGGUCAGCGGGAAAAGUUCACCCCGUCAGCUUUUCAACCCGUCACGAACAGCACCGCUUCGCCGUAUAAUUAUAACCCGGACGCCGACACCGCCGGAAGCUCACCGAUCGAUUCUGCUUCGCCCAAAUUUCAAUCAUUUGGGAUAGAAAACGCAGUCACACCGAAAACCACAACCGUACUCCCAGUCGCCACAGCUAGCGACAGCUCGUUCACACCCUCGAUCGGUCACACAUCCUCGGUUCACAGUGGCUUCUUUAGCAACUUCCUCGAAGACAAGGGGAGCACCGGGGAGAGUGGCAAACUGUUCUCGGACCCAGAUCCACUGUACCACAAAACCGCAGGAACCACAACGCCAAUUUCCAUAACAAGUCCUAGUCCGUCCGCGUCCUCCACCUCCUACUCAUCCUUCUCUUCCUCUUCAUCCGCUUCCUCAUCCUCAUCCUCCUCAGGAACAUACACAAACACCGCAGGUCCCAGCUUUACGCCCAAAUUCACCUCACAACACCCCUAUAAACCCUCAGCAACGAGUGUUCCUCAACAGAUAGAAACGCCAAUCUCGUCAACGCUCAAGAGUUAUCACUAUCUGAACCACGACAGUUUCGAUUUCGUACCAUCCCGAGUAGUUGAACUGGCUCACGUCAAAAAGAUCCCCAAGAAACAAGGUUCCAAACGAAAGAACCCUGCCAACCUUCACCAAGUGACGGUGACCAGCCAUAAACCGUUAAAAUUCAGUGAAUCGCCCGACCACGCCUCUACUAAUCGCCCAGAAGCACAGCUGAGCGUUCAGCUACCUCCGCCGGACAAAGAAUACACCACCUACUACGGAACCCUCAAGCAAAGCCAUAAGGUACAAAAGCCUAAAAACUAUGUCACUCAACCCUACAUCAGUUCCUCAACAACGCCGUUCCCCACAUCACUGACCACGCCGGCAUCUUCGAUAAGCACUAGCACAACACCGAGUCCAGCGUCUGUCUCCGCUACCACCAGCAGCCUGCCGACAUCAUUAGUUUCUGAGAAACCAUUCACUCACUACCAGCCGUACUUUAAAAACAAGAACGAGAAAUCCGACGAUAUCAUAACCACCAUGCGACCCCGUCUAGUCAUCAAAACCAUCUACAAGCCCUACCCGAGCUCAUCGUCCACCAUUAACUCACUAGGUGCGGGUGUUUCUACCGAGAAACCAAUCCUCAAGUGGGUCCCCAAGCGGCUACGAAACAAGACCAACAGCACCAGCACAGAACGUUCCAGUUCUAGCUCGUCUUCGGCAAGCAUCGAGCAACUGUCUGCUUCCGCAGAGCACUCAACUACCAUAGAUGCAUCCACCAGCAAACAAGCGCAAACAUCCACCACCGCAGCAGGUAUCUCCCGACCAAGCCUCGAAAACCAGGUAAACCGACUGCGAGCUUCCCGUGGCCGUUCCCGGUACACCCAUCGUCGUUUCACCACUCCAGGAACACCAACGGCAUCUCAAAACGCAGUUAAGGUCAAAAGAAUUCGAACGACUCCAUCGACUACCACCACCAGCACUACGGCCCCUACCAUAGCAUCCACGGUCAAACCAAUCUCCGGUGUAACCUCAUCGAUCUUCGACAGCAGCCGACUGGAAAGUCCCCAACAACCUCCGGUCACCACCGAAAGUAGCCACAAGGAAGACAGUGGUGUCGCAGUUCCCCUCGUCAGCGAAAACAGCAGUAAAGAGAAAUCGAAACGAGACGCGGAAACCGAAGAAAACGAAGUACUGGUUGCCGAACCGCUAGUCUCCAAACUGGCAAUAACAACCGGCCCCGCGGCUGAUUACGACAUGAUUCAGGCAGACAUUAAACCCGUUGAAACCAACGCCACCAACAUCCUGUUGUUCACAGCUAGUGAUGCCAGCGUAGGUCCCUCCUCAUCAUCAUCCCGAUCCUUCCAAUCCCCAUCGUUUGACGAUUUGACAAUGUCCAUCAUCAACCAUGCUCGAGCUUUGGCCAAUCAAACGCAAAAGCCGGCGGACGCGGAUGCAAAUGCGGAGCAGACAUCUCAAACCGAAGAAAUUCAACACAAGGCACCCGAGAUAACGGAGACCACGGUGCCGAUGACCACGGUGACCAGCACCAGCGCGCCGUCAGUGGAAAGCACAGCGCACGACGGCAGCAGUGAGGCGCAGACGGAACCAACCGACGCUACCGCAGCGACUGUCGUCGACCAGACCGAGUCCGACAGCGACAGCGAUAGCGGGAGCGAAACGACUGUUAGUGUAGACGUUUAGUGCGCGAGUGAGUGGAUACCACUGAGUGUGAAGUCGAACAAGUUAUUAGCUAGAGUUAAGGUGACCCCACCCGGGCAGCAGAGUAGUGUAAAGCGUAAUUUAUGAUAUUUAACAUUAAAGGAGUAAGAAGAAACCAAAAUAAGAAGAAGAAAAAUCGUUAUCUAGUGGACUGUGAAAGAGACAAAGAAAAAUAGUAGACAUGUGAAACCGAACAGAGAACUGAGAACCGCCGGAUGCAGCCGAUCCGAGAGCGACGAAAACAGAAGAGUGAGCGAGUAGAGCUUUAAGUCGACGAAGAGAGAAGAAGCUGUGGCGCAACUGUUGAGAGAGAAAAUUGUGUUAUUUUGUUUAUGUCAAAAUAAAACGAUAAUUUAUGAUUUCCUAGUU